AUGCCAUGCGCGUGCCCCCCUGUCAGCCAUCCGGUGGGCGAGGGGUUCUCACACUUGCACGAGCACGCACGCUCCCACAAGGCACACACCAGACGCACCAUGUCCCACCGUAAGUUCGAGGCUCCCCGCAACGGAUCCCUUGGGUUCCUCCCCAAGAAGCGCACGAAGAAGCACCGCGGACACAUCCGGUCCUUCCCGAAGGAUGAUGCGGCGAAGGAGCCCCACCUUACGGCCUUCAUGGCCUACAAGGCGGGCAUGACCCACAUCGCUCGCGAGGUGGACCGCCCUGGAUCCAAGGUCCACAAGAAGGAGGUCGUAGAGGCGGUCACCAUCCUCGAGACUCCCCCCAUCGUUGUCGUGGGAGUCGUGGGCUACGUGGAGACCCCCAAGGGCCUCCGCACCCUCACCACCGUGUGGGCGGGCCACCUCUCGGACGAGUGCAAGAGGAGGUUCUACAAGCACUGGUACACGUCCAAGAAGAAGGCGUUCACCCGGUACGCCAAGAAGUUCGCGGACGCCCCGCAGGAGAUCGACGCUGAGCUCGGCCGCAUCAAGCAGUACGCCCAGGUCGUGCGCGUCAUCGCCCACACCCAGGUCGGCCUUGUCAAGCUGAGGCAGAAGAAGGCGCACAUCUGCGAGAUCCAGGUGAACGGCGGCGACGUGGCCGCUAAGGUCGACUUCGCCCGCGGCCUGUUCGAGCAGAAGGUGCCCGUGGACGCCGUCUUCGCCAAGGACGAGUGCAUCGACGUGCUGGGAGCCUCCAAGGGUCACGGUACCGAGGGUGUGGUGACUCGUUGGGGUGUGACCCGUCUUCCCCGCAAGACCCACCGCGGUCUCCGCAAGGUGGCCUGCAUCGGCGCGUGGCACCCUGCCCGCGUCAGCUUCUCCGUCGCCCGCGCCGGUCAGCACGGAUACCACCACCGUACCGAGCUCAACAAGAAGAUCUACCGGAUCGGAAAGAAGGGCGACGUCGCUUCGGCCUCCACGGAGGCUGACCUUACGGUCAAGCACAUCACCCCUCUCGGUGGAUUCCCUCACUACGGCGAGAUCAACGAGGACUGGCUGAUGCUCAAGGGCUGCGUCAUCGGGUGCAAGAAGCGCUGCAUCACCCUGCGCAAGUCUCUCAUGAGCCACUCCCGCCGCAUCCACCUCGAGCAAGUGGAGCUCAAGUUCAUCGACACCUCGUCGAAGUACGGCCACGGACGCUUCCAGACGAAGGAGGAGAAGGACAAGUUCCUGGGCCCUCUUGCGUCCAAGCUGCCCAAGGCUUAAGAGAUCUCCACCUCGGCGUUCUCGCAAGCGCCGGCGGGUAAACCAGACCGGGGGGUUAAUUCCUGUCUGGUUUUCCCCACUGGGAGUUUGGGUGGACACAUGGGAGACAGGAGCACGACCUCACUCAGGGUGUUGCUUUUGUGGAGGCUUUUUCAGAACGCGUGUUUUGCCCGGCGGGGAAGGUUGUCUCUUGUGCGUGCGGCAACGUUUCUUCGUCUUCUGCUUUUAUUGGGAGCAAUCAAGUCGCUAUUUCGUUGCACUCCCCUCCCCCCCGUCUUUUCGUUUCACGUGGCAUGUCGCUGUCGGUUCUUCAGUUGAUGUACAAUAACUCGCUUCUUCGGAGGUGAAUUUGGGUCGAUUGAUUUUCGGUCUUUAGCGUGAAUCAGUGUCGCGUGUGCGUUGGGAAGGGGGGUAUGGUUUUGUGUGCGGAGUGCGAAGAGGGGCUCGUGCAAGUUUUCCCUUGGUGGCUUUUGUCAUCCAAGGGAUUUUUCAAUAAGCAAGCGGGGUACACUCAUUUUUCUUCUCUC
Ectocarpus siliculosus is the source of this 1799-nucleotide messenger RNA. The record is from the annotation of a GenBank genome assembly. Lineage: Eukaryota; Phaeophyceae; Ectocarpales; Ectocarpaceae.